Messenger RNA from Saccoglossus kowalevskii, 1530 nucleotides. Its product is annotated as probable GPI-anchored adhesin-like protein PGA55-like. NCBI's taxonomy places the organism in Eukaryota, Metazoa, Hemichordata, Enteropneusta, Harrimaniidae. The record is from RefSeq and is a predicted model, not a curated record.
AUGAGGUAUAUCGUGAUAGUCUUGCUGGUGACUUCAACAUUGUCUGAGACACGUUCUUUGGAGAAAGCCAGAUGCGAACCGAACAGGUGUGACAAAGAUCAUGAGUACUGCUGUGACGAAAACAAGUGCUGUCCCAAAAAGAAAACUGAAACAACGACAGCAGUUACACAAACAGGCGAUCCCGAAAAUAAACAAUCACUAUCAAAUGAUCCAAAAGUAUGCCCUUUACUCGAAACGUCAUUGAUAUCUUCAGUUAGCAGUGCAAUCCUAACUGCUGCAGUAAUUGGUGGUGUGUUAUAUGCCAGAAAACACAUGAAAAGAGAAUCAGACGAAAUCAUCGGUAAUGAAAACAAUUGUUUGCUUGAAGCAGUAGAACAAAGUUGGGAGAUCCAAUCCAAUUACUUCUCUAAAAACGGGGACAAACAACUAGCAUCAACAGCAAUUGAUAAAUCAUAUGAAGUUAUCCAUAGUAGAAGCGACAUGCAAAAUGCACAGGUAAAUUUAUCAAGUGACAGUGUGCCACACAUCUCAUCUGAGAACGACCCACUUGUUACAGGUACAUCAAACAGACUUAGAUAUAGCAAAGGUAGCACAGUCACCAUUGAUACCACAAAAGAUAGAUCAGGGGAAAAUAGUAUUCACAAUAAGAUCACAAAAACACCACAGGAAGUGAGUACACAUGGCAGUGAUAGUACUAGAAAAGUAUUGAUUUCAUCAAUUUCUAACAUCCAUCGAAACAAUGAGAAGAAAAGAAACGACUUCCAGGAGAUAAUUUCAGAAAUCAAUAUUUCUUCAGGAGAAUGCGAUUCUCAUGCACAUACACUGGGAAACAUUACUAACUGUGGUCAACAUGGCACAACAUCUUUAAAAAGUAUGAACAGUAAUAAUUACAGUGACAAUUUACUUGGAACUGAAAAUAGAGAAGACAAUACACAGAGAGUUAGAGAAGCACACAAAGAAAAAUCUUAUAUUAUUGAAACUUUGGACAUGAAAGGUGAUGGAAAUAAAACCAUACAUUCUACAUGUAUGGAAAAAACCAUAAAUACUGAAAGCAUCGAUUCAACAGAUGUAGAUAUUAUGUCCACACAACAGUUGGAAAGAUCUGACCCAGGUGCUCGUAAAGAAUCAACAAACGAAGCAAAAUCAACAGAAAUAGGAGUAAAUCUCUGGAGAUGUGAACAAUCAGAUUCAUGGUCUGGAGGAGAUAAAGACCAUGAUUUACAAAUACACGAGAAACAAAGCAAUUAUAGUGUAACAGGUCAUGUAAAACACCCUACUGCAUCUUCAUCAAGUAGUACUGGUGAUAAUGAUGACGAGUCUAUACUUGGAGCUGUGGCAACAACACAGAUACAUAGUGGAAGAUCAAAUAGGUCACAUGAAUCAAAACAAAAUAUCGAUGAAGGUGAAUCAACAUUAUUGUCUUCCUCAAAUAUGGCAGAACAAUUUGGAUAUUCAACUAUAGUUGUAACAAAGAAUAGAAGGAAAAGAAGAAAUAGAAAACUCAAAUUAAACGAAAUAUUCCAAAGAUGA